Messenger RNA from Pestalotiopsis fici W106-1, 525 nucleotides. RefSeq lists its product as uncharacterized. The record is from RefSeq and is a predicted model, not a curated record. The transcript is spliced from 2 exons. The coding region runs from base 1 to 525 and encodes 174 amino acids. Lineage: Eukaryota; Fungi; Ascomycota; Sordariomycetes; Amphisphaeriales; Sporocadaceae.
AUGAAGUUCUCUUCCGUUGCCACAUCCUUUGGCUUCGCCACCAUGGCGAUCGCCAUGCCCUUUACCAACAACACCGCGGCCGCCAUGCCGUACACCAACCAGACAGUCUCGGUCCUGUCGGUCCGCGAGGACAAGCCCGACCCGGCCCUGGCCAAGACCAAGCUCGAGCAGCUCCCCGGCGCCGCUUGGGCCGUCAAUUGUCUCAACGACUGCAACAAGAACAUCGGCUGCAUCGGCACGUGCGUCGAGAACUAUGGUUCCCAGGGCAAGAACAACAAGCCCGACGCCGCUGCCGUGGAAAAGGCCACCAAGGGCCUGGCCACUGUCAUUGGUCUCUUGGAUUGCACCAAGAAUUGCAACCAUGGACUGAUCUGCAUCCUGGGCUGCAACGUCAAGCCCGCUCCAGCGUCCUAUACGGACAUCCCCUCUUGGCCUGAGAAGAUUGACCAGGCGGCCAAGACCAUGGAGUGUGCCGAAAAGUGUGAGGGAGCUAAGAAGAAGAUCUGUAUGCUCCAAUGUAUCUAG